Molecule: messenger RNA, 5321 nt
Organism: Bacillus rossius redtenbacheri
Lineage: Eukaryota; Metazoa; Arthropoda; Insecta; Phasmatodea; Bacillidae
Product: monocarboxylate transporter 14-like
Exons: 7
Coding region: 1853-4123 (756 amino acids)
Biological process (GO): transmembrane transport
Cellular component (GO): membrane
Molecular function (GO): monocarboxylic acid transmembrane transporter activity
Source: RefSeq, a predicted model, not a curated record
UCGAGACGUGCGCCAUCCAGGACAGACGCUCCUCAGCCGGCGAUGACAUGUGACCUUCCGCAAGAUCGCAAGUGGUCCACUCACUGACUGCACACAAAUAAUCUGGGCUACCGAAAAUUCUAACUUACAAACUUCCAAAAGACCAGUUCGUCGCAUGGUCGCCGUAGCCACCUGCCUGCCUCCGCCGAGCCGGCCCCGCCACCGCCGGUCAUUGAUGGUAAGCUCCGGGGCAGCCCGCCCCUGCGUCCGCCGCCACCCACACAGCCGCAACCCCACCUCGAGGCACCGCCCCCAGCCGCCCCCAGGCCUACCACACGGCUGGCCGCCCAGGUGGACCUGCUGCCCCCGCCGCCCCACCGAGCGCGGACUGGACCCGGAGGACGCUUAGGCCCACGUGCAACUUCUUCCCAGCCACCUUCUGCCUCUCCGGUGCUUCUACGAACAACAAGCUCUGAGGAAGCGUCCUAACAACCUUGGUUCUACCUGAACAACUUGGCAACCACCAAGUGUGUAGUCUCCAUCUGAGAUACGCCCAGACCCGUGUGUGUCCUCUAUUCGAACACCUGCUGCCUCUCUGGUGCUUCUACGAACCAACCGGCUCUGAGGAAGAGUCCUAACACCUUGAUAAGAACCUUGGUUCUACCUGAACAACUUGGCAACCACCUAGUGUGUAGUCUCCCCCUGAGAGAUGCCUAGACCCAUGCGUGUCCUCUAUUCGGACACCUGCUGCCUCUCAGGUGCUUCUACGAACAACCAGCUCUGAGGAAAAAGGCCUAACAUCUUGAUAAUAACCUUGGAGCUACCCUGGAUCUUCUCGCAGGCCUUGGCAAGUCCUAGAGCACAGUCUCGUCUUGGCAGACACCCGGGCCCAUGCGUGUCCUUUAUUCGGACACUGGCUGCCACUCCGGUGCUCCUGCGAACAAACCAGCUCUGAGGAACAAUCCUGGCAUCUCUUCACACCACCUCGAUGAAGACUGUGGGAUUCAUCUAGACAGCAAUAAUAGGCUUUGCCGCCCAUCCUGGGAAUUCAAUUAAGAACACAAGUGUCUUCAUAUUAAUUGCUAAUUUCUUGGUGCUUCCACUAAUACCAUGCCACAGAAGAUAAAGUUGGUUCCACUCGCAUUAAUGCAGUGAGGACUUAGGAACUCACAUAGAUAGCAAUCGCAGCCCCUGUUACGCCUCCGGGAGUACACAUAAGGGCAACGUGUUUUGUAAAUAACUGCCAUUACUUUGGUACCUACUUCCAAUAAGACCAUAUGACAAGAGAGUAUGAUGAGAGACUUUAUAUCAUAUAAAUUGUUCUUGCAACCCUGUGGGUUGGAAGAUGUCCUAUGGACAUUUCAAGUCUCCUAGUCACUUUCAAGAAUACAAGAAAAGAGUGAAAGUAUAGUCUCGCAUAAAUAUUAUGUAGGGAAUGAAUGAUCACAUGAUGUCUCUUCAGUACUGUCAAGAACAGUAAAUCACAGGAGAGAAUGUUAAAGUGUCCUCAAAUCACAUUGAUGAUAAUUUUGAGAAUCUUAAGACACGCCCAAACUAUCAUCGCAUUCUCAGCAAUUUAAUUAUGCUUAAGCUGGAUGGGGAAUGCUAGGGCCCACACUUGUCCUCCGAUUACCUGUUGUCGCACUCCCACUUUUUCAAAGAGAGAUAAUGGCUGGCAUACUUUCACCAAGUUAAUUUGAGAGGACUAAAAGUUUAAAUAGGCUUUGCAACAUUUGACAACUCUCCCAGCAUAAGAUAAUCUAAGGUGGAACACUCUGUGACCAAAGGCCUUCUCUCUGGUAUCUAUACAAAGAAUCAGUUUUAAGGGAAAUGAGGGCCUUGAGACUCGUUUAGAAAGUCCUCGCAAGAAAUCAUGGAGCCCCAGGUGGACAGGCCCCGAAGGGGUCGAGCGCCAAUCCUCGGCUGGACAGACGGCUCACCAAGCAUCAGCCCGGCCUUCUCUUUCAGACCCUCGGUGCUGCCCGCAUCCCCAAGCAAGUCCCUGGGCAGCAGUUGCCCCGGACUGGAGUCCUCGGCCAAGACCAGCAUCACCCACAGCUCGGAGAUCCACUCGCCGGAUCUGUCCAGCACGGGGUGCGAGCCGGCGACGUUUCCUUCCGUCAACUCGAUCCUUGGCUGCGCGUCCAGUGGAGAUAUCGACGAUGGCAAGAAGCCCAUGAACGGCAUGUCGACUGUGAGGACCUUGGUGAUAGAGAACCCGGUGUACGAAGGCAGCUGCGUGACCUUCAAGGAUGAGAAGGACGGGUCGCCGUACAGCAGCGACGAUUCGGUGUUCGAGGCACAGGAGCGCACGAAGCCCAAAGUCCCGGAUGGCGGCUGGGGCUGGGUCAUCGUGGCUGCCUCGUUCACCAUCAGCAUGAUUGCCGACGGCAUCAGCUUCUCCUUCGGCCUGCUGUACAGCGAGUUCCUCCUGCACUUCGGGGAGUCUAAGAGCAAGACAGCAUGGAUCGGCAGCCUCUUCAUGUCGGUGCCUUUGCUAUCUGGGCCGAUCGGGAGCGCGCUGGUGGAUCGCUACGGUUGUCGCUCCAUGACCAUCGUCGGCGGGAUGAUCUCGGGUCUGGGGUACGUGCUGUCCGCCUUUGCCGACUCCGUCGUCGUCCUGUACUUCACGUUCGGGCUGAUAGCCGGGCUGGGGCUGGGGUUCUGCUACGUGACUGCCGUCGUGAGCAUAGCCUUCUGGUUCGACAAGAAGCGGACCCUGGCGACGAGCCUGGGCGCGUGCGGGACCGGCAUCGGGACUUUCGUGUACGCGCCCAUGACGCAGUACUUCAUCGAGGAGUACGGGUGGAGGGGGUGCCUGCUCCUGCUGGGCGGAACGUUCCUCAACAUGUGCGUGUGCGGGGCCUUGAUGCGCGAGCCGGGGAGGGCACGGGGACUCGCCAGCUGCAAGCUGGCGUCCGAGUCGUCGUGCAUGUCCGUGUCCGAGUCCGGCGGCGUGGAGGAGAUGCGGCUGAUGCUGAGGAACGGCGGGGAGCCGCGCAGGGUGCUGGCGGCGCUGGCGACCAGGAACGACCAGACAGAGCAGCACAUGGGGGACGCCCACGGAGUCUGCCAGUCCGUCGUCAACCUGCCCACCUUCGUCAGGCAAAGCGAAACGGUGCCAGUGGAGGUGCUGGAGUCGCUGCGACGCAACAGGCCGCUGUUCAGCGUGAUGGUGGACAAGUACCCUGGCCCGCCGGCGAGGGCGCCCUCGGCGGAGCUGGGGGGCGCAGCGGUGCCCCUGCUGCGGGCCGAGGUGGCACCGCGCCCGGCCGCCCGGCCGCCCGGGCCCCGGGCCGGCACCACGCACCGGCGGGCCCCCACCUGCGGCUUCGUGCAGCCCGCCCACUACCUCAACGACAUACGCGUCCACAAAAAGUCAAUGAUGUACCGAGGCGCCAUCUUGAAUCUCAACCGGUACAGGUUACGUGCAUCCUCCUGUCCUGACAUAUACAGGAAUUCUAUGAUAACGAUAGCUAAGGAAGCCGAGGAGCGGUGGUACGACGACAUCGUGGAGCUGCUGAAGGACAUGGCGGACUUCUCGCUGUUCCUGGAGCUGCACUUCCUGCUGAUGUCGCUGUCCACCGUGCUGCUGUUCGUGUGGUUCAUCGUGCCGUACUUCUACCUGGUGGAGUACAUGGCGCAGCACGGGUACUCUGAGCACGACGCCUCGGCGCUGCUCAGCGUCAUCGGGGUCACCAACUUCAUGGGCAUGGUGUUCCUGGGCUGGGCCGGCGACCAGAAGUGGAUGAACGUGACCAAGACGUACGCUUGGUGCCUGGUGCUGUGCGGGCUGGCCGUGGUCGCCAUGACCUUCUGCACGUACAACUGGGCGCUGCUGUGCGUGUCGGGCGGCCUGUUCGGCCUGUUCUUCGCGUCCAGCUUCUCCUUCACGCCCGUCAUCCUGGUGCAGCUGUCGCCGCUCGAGCGGUUCACCAACGCCUACGGCCUCAUCCUGCUGUGCCAGGGCAUCGGCAACCUGCUGGGCCCGCCCCUCGCAGCGCUGCUGUUCGAUGUGACGCAGUCAUGGGUGCUGUCCUUCUACAUGGCCGGGGUGUGGAUCGUGGUGUCGGGGCUGCUUAUCGCUGCCAUACCAGCUUCCAACAACCGUCACCUGUGGGGCGGGACCCUCCAGGAGCCCUGAAUACAAACCCAACAUCAGCUAAGAUGACAGCGACGGCUUCAACAUCGCACAGCACAUUCGCAGCCACGUCAUUCUCUAUGGCGUACUUCCAGAACGUUUUGGCGAUCAGCAAGGGGGCUUUCUUGUUGGACAUCGCUUUUAAACACAUUAGCUGCUAUAACACGAUGGAAAUUUUCUUGGAAUAUUCCAUUUUAUCUCUAAUAUCAAAUGGUACCAAAAUUUUCUAUGGAAGUUUUAGUAGCUUGCUAGCCGUUAAUAACAAAGUUGUGGUUUUCGGUUGCGUACUUUUUUCUGUAAGAGUUUUACUACAAGGUUAAAAUGUUAGUAAUAAAAUAUGCUAUUAAAGAGAUUAGUAGUUUUUUUUCAGUUAGGAAAAAGGUCAUCCAUCAAAAAUGUAAUAUCCUUAAACGAAAUUUUCUCCUUAGUAUUCAUGUUUCUGUAUAAUUUAAAUAAAUUCAGACGGCAAUGCUAACUUGUAGCAAAAUUGCCAUGACAAACUAAUACACUUGCAACAAACAUGAUGGAGCAAGUCUUAAAGCUUAAUUCAAACUUUUAGUACAUUAACUAGUUAAUAUUUAUCAUCUUACAGAAAACCUAAAUUGUAAACAUGAUUCCAUUUUUACGAAGCUUACCUUGCCAGCAAGCAAGCUUAAACAUUUAGUGAAAUUCUUAUAUAGAACCUCGUAAGGUCAAGUUUAAUUUUGUGUGUAAAAUGCAAGGCAUGCAUUAAGCUGAAAUACUAUGAGGGAAAUGACAACAAUAAAAAAUCUCGGCAAUAUUUACAUACGAAUAUUACAGAAUCUGUGUGUGCACAGGCUCAGACAGCAGUUAUGUACGAAGCUUUUACCAGAGCUUGUAAGAAGUCUUAUAUUGUGGUACCUAUAUAGCUUUGGACAUCUAAUCGUAACUCAUGAGUCAACGCGAGUCAUGCCAGGAUGGUUGCCUCGCCACAUGAGCCUUGCCCAUUGUCGAGAUCUAGGCCAAUUCACGACUUGAAUCUGGGAAGUGUUUUCCUCUCGUUCUGAGGUGAGCAUGGUUUGAUUCAGUUUGUUUUAAUCUACAUUGCUAGAAUGUGAUAAUGUGACUGUGCAUGGUUAAGAUAAAGAUAGAGUUUGCCUUGAACUAUCUAUGUCAAUCUUGUAAAUAUAAAGUUUGUAUACCAAAUCGGAAAACUUAUAAAGUUCCUUUUUCAAGUGUU